CCCCCCCCUACAGCUCCUCAGGGUCAGUCUCAGGAGAGCUCUCCGGCAGCGAGGAGCCCUAUCAGAGUAAAGAUCAGGACUUCAUGAAGAACCGUACGAGCGAUGAUCAUGAUCCACCUCUAGACUCACACUGAGAGCAGCACCAUGAUCGACCUGAGCUUCCUGACGGAGGAGGAGCAGGACGCCAUCCUGGCUGUGCUGAGACGAGACACCGAGCUGAAGAAGGCUGAGGAGCAGCGAGUGCUGAACCUCCAGAAGAUGGUGAAUGAUAGAGGCCAGCUGAGGUACAUGACUGGAGAAUGGUUCUACGAGAUCAAGCAGCUCCGUCACCAGGACCGCAUCCACGGCUCCGAGAUCAUCAGGGCCUCCAUGAGACACUCACAUAGACCGCUGACUAUAUUGGAACUCUCCCAUAUGGUGCCUGAGAAGCCCACUUUGGUCAGCAGGGAAAACCCUGAAAUGUCCGUCCCCCCUGUGCUCUGUGGGCUCCUCCAGGAGCCCCCCAUGCAGCCCAGCAGUGACAGAUGUGAGAACCAGAAGUCAUUUGAAACACCUAGACCACUUUUACAGUCACCCACAAAGCAAAGAAAAAAUCCAUUCAAUAGUGAGGUCAUUGCAUGUCACACUUUUGAAGAAAAAGACGGUCAGCUAUUGGUCGCAGCGGUGGAUGACACCCACACACUGAACCAGGAAUCUUCAUCAUCAUUUGAAAGCCGCUUUUCUUAUGCAAGUAGCGCUAAUGAUAGCCUGAUCACCCAGAAUGCAUCUGUUCUAAUGGCAAUGCCUGAACACAGAGCAUUCAGCAUCUGUUCUCAUGACUGUUCUGUUGAGAAGGACGGACCCUGGGCUCAGCAGAAUAACUCUGCUGCUCUGCGGGGCAUCCUCAAGCACCUGUCCCUUUGUAGCCCUGCAGACCCCCUGCUCUCCCCCCUGGACCUGAGUCCAGGGAGCCUGGACCCUCCUGCUGAGGCCUGGAUAGACAGGAAGCAGGUGAGGUUCAGCCCCACGGUCGGUCGUCACGACGUGGAGUGGCUCCAGGGGAAGGAGCUGGGAGAGCACAGUUUGCUGGACAUCGACUCCAACACUCCCUGUCACACAGAAAAUAAUAGUGACCUUGAGAAAAGUGGCGGUACCGCCGUUGGUCCGUGUAUGCCUUCUCUCUAUCAGAGUAGAGUGGAUUUACAGGAAGGUGAACUCAGUUGCAAAAAUGAGGCAAACCUUCAAAAGCAAGAAGCUGGCCAACAGGUCCUUGGUGAUGUCUCUGAGCAAAAUCAUUCAGAGUUUAUAAGCCCUGCCGUGACCACACUCAUUUCUGCUGGGCCUCCCUCUCAGGCCACAGACUGGCACCAUGGAUUCCACAAUCAUCCCCCAAAAAUGCCUGAACAAAAAACUGACAUUGCUGUUGAGGAGACCCAAGAUACCAAGCCGUCUACUGGCAGCUCAAAGGGCUCAUUUCAUUCUGUCUCACCAAAGCCUAGACAAAGACUGCUCGGAUUAUUUAGACGAGAGAAAGAGAAAACUGAUGAAGUACAGACAGGACAAAAAGAAGAGGCGAAGAUACCUCAGCAGAAGGAACAGUGCAGAACCAAGAACCUCUCUCCACGUGCUGCAGAUACGACUGUGGACGAACCUGCAAGUGUUAAACAAGAAGCUAAAGCUACAGAGACGACAGAGGUCAGAACACUACAACUUACAGCACUGCAGAACACACCCUUUAAAGAAUCAGUGCCCUCAGUAGAUGCAGACAAUCAGCGGGAGGCAGCAGAAGGCAGAUUUGUUGAGCUUCCAGAGAGACUGUAUAAUCUGAAAGCUUUCUGGGAGAGGGAAAACACUGGCUCGAAAGUAAUUAUACCUGGAGAAGAGGCAAAGUGCAAAGACAUCCCCAAUAAAGGAAUAGAUGAUGUAAUUGGCCAUAAGUCUAACAUUGAUGAGAAGAGCAUAAACAACAAUCUCUCAAAUCAAAUGGAAAUGACAGUUAAGGAUGCUGUCAGCACGUCCCCACAGACCAACUGUGGCUUAUCAGUAGAUUUAUCUAAAGAAGAUGGCACAUAUAGAGCAAACCCAGUCCUCAUCGAUGAAGAGACAGAUGACUCCCAAACAAGUUCACUAAUGGAGUCACAGAUUUCUGAGCCACAGAGAAACAUCAUCUCUCCUGUAAGCUUCAAAACCCAAAAGCAACAACCGGAUAUUCCAGUUCCUCUUCCCAGGCAGUCUAGUUCCAGUCCUCAAGAGGACAGACCAGCCAAGAGUAGUGAGGUUAAGGAUCUUUGGAAGAAGGAAUAUAAGGGACACAGGGUAGUCGCUGCAAGAGCCAAUAGUACUGUGGUUACACAGUCAACAUCUCACCAAUACCAAGAAAAGGAUGAAACAGAAUAUGAGGAAAGGCCUCUCAGUCCUAUCAAAUCCCAAAAUGAAAGAUCAAAAGACCAGGAUGAUGAGAUAAGGAAGACUCCAUCUAAGACCUGUCAUCCAAGGGUCCUACCAAGAGAGUCCUCCAUUCCUCAGAGAUCCAAACUGGGAGGCCCUCAGCUAACAACGUUCCCAAUAGACAUCGACCCCCAAGCUAAGGUGGUUGAAGAGCAACAUAAGAAGCCAACACCAGUUCCUAGACAGAAGAGUCCAUCACAUGAAGCGAAGCACACAGUGCCGACUGACUCUAAAUCCAGCAUAGAAGUCUCCUCUUGUCCUCUCCCUUUACCUCCUGAGGACGUCCACACACAACAAAGUAGUUUAAGUUCCUUUACUUCACCUCUAUCUAAAAAAGCUCCAGAGAAGAAGUUGGGUACGUUUACACGCCUGGCCAGAUCUUUCAUUCCUCAGGACUAUCAGCACUACCUGGGGCCUCAGGAGAAGGCCCAUGUCCCGCUCUUUAAGCAGGAGACCUCUGCUGAAGCAAAGAAUGAUGCGGGUCACAAACCACAGGAUGCCCUCACACACUUCAGUCCCACUGAAGGGAGUCCUCACAAAGUCAGUUCUUGGAGGGUGCAAAAUAAAGAAGAAAAUUCCAGCCAAAACACAGCGACCCGGGCCAGGUCUCUGUCCCGGGCCAGUCAAGGCAGUUAUGAUGACGCCUCUAGUCCCGUGAUCGCAGCCCUGAAGAGGUUAUCUUCAAGGAGCAUGUCAUCAUCUAAAAGUCUGGAAAACCUCAGCUCACAAACAAGUUGCUCACUCCCUCCAUCAGCCUCAACUCUGCCCAGCUCUGAGCAGAUGAGAGGCAGUGUGUCAGUGACUGCUCUUCAGAACCACCAGACAGACAGUGACACCUUUGAGACCAACUUUGGCUGGAGAAGAAACACAGGGAGCUCCACGUCUAACCUCAGCCUCUCCUCAGGAAUGGCCUCCAUGUCCUCUGUCGGCGGCAGCACCAGCAGCAUCUGCCCUGCAAACUUUGGAGACGUUGAAGUCCAGGGAAGCAUCCAGUUUGCUGUGAACUACAUCCAGAAGCUUGGAGAGUUCCACGUAUUUGUUGUGCACUGCAGGGACCUGGCCGUGGCGGACAGUAAGAAGAACAGCUCCGACCCGUAUGUGAAAUGUUAUCUUCUUCCUGAUAAAACAAAGUUAGGAAAGAGAAAAACUGCUGUUAAAAAUAAAACUUUGAACCCCACCUACAAUGAAAUCCUCAGGUACAAAAUCAUAAUGGGAGGGUUGAAAACUCAGAGUUUGAACAUCUCGGUGUGGCACAACAACACUUUUGGGCGGAACAGCUUCCUUGGUGAGGUGGACCUGGAUCUGUCAGAAUGGGACUUCAGCAACACACACAUAAAUGAAUAUGCACUUAAAGCCAGGGUCUCAGCACAAAGUCCAGCAUCUUCUCCUUGGCGGCAGGCGGACAGCAGGGGACAGAUGAGAGUGGCUCUCAGGUUCCUGCCGCAGACGUCUCACAGUAAGAGGACAUCGAGGAUGGAGACUGGUGAGGUGCAGAUUUGGGUGAAAGACUGCAAGAACCUUCCUCCGGUCAGAGGAGUUAUUAUUGACCCGUUUGUGAAAUGUACCGUGCUUCCUGACACGAGCCGAAAAAUCAGUCAAAAGACGCGUGUGGUGAAGCGGACGGCCAACCCCAUGUUUAACCACACCAUGGUGUACGACGGCUUCCGGCCGGAGUACCUCAGGGAGGCCUGCGUGGAGAUCACAGUGUGGGACCACGACCGCCUCAACAACCACCACAUCGGUGGUCUGAGGCUGGGGUUAGGCACAGGGAAGAGUUACGGGACGGAGGUGCUUUGGAUGGAUUCAACGCCAGAUGAAGCAGAUUUAUGGCAAAGGAUGUUACAAUCUGAUGGUGAAUGGGUGGAGGAUGUUUUACCUCUGAGGAAGUUGGUGAUGGCAAAAAGCAUGUGAAAGUGAGAUUGUAUAAAAUGUGUUGAUAAAUAUGAUGAAACGUUACGAGAGCACAGCAUGUGGAUGGAUCUACAACACUCUGUCUGAUGGGUAUCGUAUCUGUAUAACUGAUGAUCAUCGUGUGGUACUUUGGUAUUUAGAGCCAUAACUACGAGUUAAAUUUGUCAUUUAAAAAAUGUAAGUAAUUAUUUAGAAUACAUGUACAAAAUGGGAAGAGGAUACAGUCUAAAUGUUUAACUAUAUACAAAGUUAAAUUCUGAUAGAGCACUAAUGAUAUGUAAAUUAUCCUGUUGUUCAA
This is a messenger RNA of Trematomus bernacchii (emerald rockcod), 4636 nucleotides long. RefSeq names its product synaptotagmin-like 2a (gene sytl2a). Gene Ontology annotation, molecular function: neurexin family protein binding; small GTPase binding. Gene Ontology annotation, cellular component: plasma membrane; exocytic vesicle. NCBI's taxonomy places the organism in Eukaryota, Metazoa, Chordata, Actinopteri, Perciformes, Nototheniidae. The record is from RefSeq and is a predicted model, not a curated record. The transcript is spliced from 18 exons. The coding region runs from base 145 to 4338 and encodes 1397 amino acids. Gene Ontology annotation, biological process: intracellular protein transport; exocytosis.